Triticum turgidum subsp. durum (durum wheat) is the source of this 1257-nucleotide messenger RNA. The record is from the annotation of a GenBank genome assembly. NCBI's taxonomy places the organism in Eukaryota, Viridiplantae, Streptophyta, Magnoliopsida, Poales, Poaceae.
AUGCAAAAAAACAAGAGUAUCCAAUAUUCAUUUCGUGCAAGAAAUGCUACUAUAUUACUCCAGGAAGAUGUGAGCGAGUCACAACGAAUCAGCAGGAUCUUUUGCAGAGUUAUUACCAGUCAUUCACGAUGCUCUCGAAAUAUUAUACGUAAGGACCAGUUGCAGAGGCCUAGAACCUCAGCCCAGGCAAGAACCUCUCCCAUGGCGCACCCUGCCAUCCUCCUCCUGGCGCUCCUCCUCCUCCUUGCUUCCCCCGCCAUUUCAUCCACCAAGAGAACCCAGCAGCCAAAGUUCCCGGCCAUCUUCUACUUCGGCGACUCCAUCUUCGACACCGGCAACAACAACCACAUCCCGACUCUGGGCCUGGCGAACCACCCACCAUACGGGAGGGACUUCCCGGGGAGCAGGCCGACGGGGAGGUUCUCCAAUGGCCGGCUCGUACCGGACCUCCUCAACGAGAGGCUGCAGCUCAAGGAGUUCGCGCCGCCGUUCCUGGACAGAAGCCUGUCCGACAAGGACAUCAUGACGGGGGUGAACUUCGCGUCGGCCGGGUCCGGGUUCGAUGACCGGACGUCGCACCUGGCCAACACCAUGCCAUUGUCGGCGCAGGUGGACCUCUUCAGGGACGAGUACCUUCCUCGCCUCAGGAGCAUCGCCGGGGACAAGGAGGCUGCCAGGAUCAUUGCCAGCUCUCUGAUGUUCAUCAACGCGGGAACCAAUGAUUUUACUCAUUACUACCGUUCAUCGAGGAGGAGGCUGGGCAUUGGUGAAUACCAAGAUACUGUGCUCCAGUUGGUGCGUGCUCAUGUCAAGGAGCUGUAUAACCUCGGGGGGCGGCAGUUCAUCUUGGCAGGUCUUCCUCCAUUUGGCUGCAUACCCUUGCAGAUCACAUUGAGUGGAGACCUUGAGAGGGGCUGUGUCGAUGAGCAGAACAGUGAGGCCCAGGUCUACAACUCCAAACUUCAGAAGUUGAUUCCAACAUUACAAGGCUCACUCAGAGGAAGCAAAAUUGUGUACUUGAACGCCUACGAAGCUUUGACGGUGAUCCUUCAGGGCACCAAUAAAUAUGGAUUUACAGAGACAACACUGGGAUGUUGUGGGACUGGGCUCACAGAGGUCGGAAUACUUUGCAACAGAUUUACCCCUAUCUGCAGGAAUGCGUCAUCCUAUGUAUUUUAUGAUGCGGUGCACCCAACAGAGAGGGUUUAUAGGAUAGCAACCGAUUACAUAGUGAAAAAUGUAAUUCCACAGUUUUAA